CCCCCUUCCCCCUUUCACACUCGCUUCCAUUCCAUUUCCAUCCCCGCUACGCGCUGCGCCCCGCUCCGCGCCGCGCAAUGCCCGCCCACGCGCUCGCCGGGGGCCGCGCGCUGCGGCUUCCCAUCCCGCCGCGCUGACGAGGGGGCCUCUCGGUUGGGUGGACGCCGCUGCGGGUGUUUGUUUGGGUUCGGGGAAGGGGAGUGGCUGGUGAGGCGAUGGGGGAGCGGCAGGAGGGGAAGCGGCGCGGGGUGGAGGACGGGAAGUGGAAGGGGACGGGGAAGGCUAAGCCCAAGGCUAAGGCGGUGGUGGCGGAGGACGCGGCGCCGGCGACCGGGUGCUGGAUCCGCUUCCCGCGCCUCCGCGGCUGCAUGUCGUCGCGCGCCAAGGUCGACUCCUCCACCAGUGGCGGCGGCGGCGGCGAAAGCAAACUAGCUACUGACGGCUGCCAAGACCAAUCAAUCCCACCAGCCUCUGGUUCCACCACAACCAGUAACACCGGAAGUCUCUCACCUUCUUCCAUAGUUGGAGAGGAGCUUAAACUAGCUUUCCAACUGCGUAGAUUUACUUUUAAUGAACUGAAGUGUGCCACGAGAAACUUCCGACCUGAGAGUCUUCUUGGUGAGGGAGGUUUUGGCUGUGUCUUUAAAGGAUGGAUUGAGGAGAAUGGAACUGCUCCUGUUAAGCCAGGCACUGGAUUAACUGUUGCUGUCAAGACACUCAACCAUGAUGGGCUGCAGGGGCAUAAAGAGUGGGUGGCAGAAGUUGAUUUUCUUGGAAACCUUCAGCAUCCACACCUAGUGAAAUUGGUCGGUUACUGCAUUGAAGAUGACCAGAGGCUGCUUGUAUAUGAAUUUAUGCCCCGUGGAAGUUUGGAGAAUCAUCUUUUUAGAAAGUCAUUGCCUCUCCCAUGGGCCAUUAGAAUGAAAAUUGCUCUUGGUGCUGCCAAAGGCCUUGCUUUUCUUCAUGAAGAAGCCGAAAGACCAGUAAUAUAUCGGGAUUUCAAAACAUCCAAUAUUCUUUUAGAUGCGGACUAUAAUGCGAAACUCUCUGAUUUUGGACUUGCUAAAGAUGGUCCUGAGGGUGAUAAGACUCAUGUGUCAACUAGAGUCAUGGGAACAUAUGGAUAUGCUGCGCCUGAAUAUGUAAUGACAGGUCACCUGACAUCGAAAAGCGACGUAUAUAGCUUUGGUGUGGUGCUACUAGAGAUGAUGACCGGUAGAAGGUCAAUGGACAAGAACAGGCCAAAUGGGGAACACAACCUGGUUGAAUGGGCUCGCCCCUAUCUUGGAGAACGGCGCCGAUUCUAUAAGCUUGUAGAUCCCCGUUUGGAUGGGAACUUCUCGAUAAAAGGAGCUCAGAAGACAGCUCAGCUGGCUCACGCCUGCCUCAGCCGUGAUCCCAAGGCUAGGCCUCUGAUGAGCCAAGUGGUAGAGGUCCUGAAGCCUCUCCAGAACCUCAAGGACAUGGCCAGCUCUUCCUACUUCUUCCAGUCCAUGCAACAUGAGCGGCGCACAGCCCUUGCCAGCCCACAUGGCAGUCAAAGCAUGAAGGCGCAGAGCACCUUUGCACGGAACGGGCAGCAGCCGCUGAGGAGCCUCUCAUAUGGUCCUCAUGCUUCCCCGUAUCGCCAGUCCCCAAGGCCUGAUGGCAAGCGGCAGUGAGACUCAUGGUGAUCAUCUGCCUACAGUGAUCAAUUUCAGACCUGCGUUCCAUCCUGAAUCGGUGGAUCGAUAGGACCUGCCAUGCAUUACGUCCGUGGCAUCUUAGCUCCCUAUGCCGUGGACGAUAAAGCAACAAGGAUGAUUGAAAAUUUCGCAGAUAUCAUCUGCGGUGUGAAAAUUAUUUCUUGUUAUUGCUUAGAUGUUAGCUGUCCUAUGUUUACAACUCUUGAUUCCUUGACUCGAAAGGUGGGAUCAAACAGGGUUUUGGUCGUCUUUCAAACAAUGCUCUUAAGGCAGCAGUAGGAAUUGUUCCAUCCAGAGAAACCAUCAAUAGGUAAGUCUGUUAUAUCCGUGUAUGACUCUGAUCUGUUAUUCAAACUGUCGGUGGCUUUGUACUUAA
This is a messenger RNA of Panicum hallii, 2061 nucleotides long. RefSeq names its product probable serine/threonine-protein kinase PIX7. The record is from RefSeq and is a predicted model, not a curated record. The coding region runs from base 216 to 1661 and encodes 481 amino acids. Gene Ontology annotation, biological process: protein phosphorylation. Gene Ontology annotation, molecular function: ATP binding; protein kinase activity. Lineage: Eukaryota; Viridiplantae; Streptophyta; Magnoliopsida; Poales; Poaceae. The transcript has 6 exons.